Molecule: messenger RNA, 3132 nt
Organism: Rhinocladiella mackenziei CBS 650.93
Lineage: Eukaryota; Fungi; Ascomycota; Eurotiomycetes; Chaetothyriales; Herpotrichiellaceae
Exons: 2
Coding region: 1-3132 (1043 amino acids)
Biological process (GO): nuclear-transcribed mRNA catabolic process
Cellular component (GO): nucleus
Molecular function (GO): 5'-3' RNA exonuclease activity; RNA binding; zinc ion binding
Source: RefSeq, a predicted model, not a curated record
AUGGGUGUCCCAGCUCUUUUUCGAUGGCUCACUAAGAAGUACCCCAAGAUUAUCACUCCCGUGAUUGAGGAGCAACCGUAUGAGAUCGAUGGCGUGAAAUACCCCGUCGAUACAACCAAGCCGAACCCCAAUGGCGAAGAAAUGCAUAACCUCUAUCUUGAUUUCAAUGGAAUUGUUCACCCUUGCUCACAUCCCGAGAACAAGCCACCUCCAGCAAACGAAAGCGAAAUGAUGAUUGAGAUUUUCAAAUACACUGACCGUGUGGUGAACAUGGUAAGACCACGAAGACUUCUCAUGAUCGCAAUCGAUGGUGUCGCUCCUCGCGCUAAAAUGAAUCAGCAACGCGCUCGUCGGUUCCGGUCGGCGAUGGAUGCCAAAGAGGCGGAUGAGAAGAAGGCAGAAUUCCAGACACUUCUGCGACAACAACAGCAAGAUAGGAAUGAGACCGAGGAUGAAGAUUCGGCGGUUGAGGACGUAAUCAAGAAAACAUGGGAUAGCAAUGUCAUCACACCUGGCACGCCUUUCAUGUUCAUUCUUGCCCAGUCCAUCCGAUAUUGGGUCCAAUGGAAACUCAACACUGACCCGGCCUGGGCGGAAUUGAAAGUCAUCAUUUCGGACGCCAGUGUCCCAGGCGAAGGUGAGCAUAAGAUUAUGCAGUUCAUUCGUUCUCAACGCUCCGACCCUGAAUAUGAUCCCAAUACAAGACACGUCAUGUACGGUCUUGACGCAGACUUGAUCAUGCUCGGUAUUGCCACUCAUGAACCACAUUUCCGUGUCCUUCGAGAAGAUGUCAGUAUCAGAGAUGCCAAAGCCAAAACUUGCAAGCUUUGCGGCCAGCAAGGCCACUACGCGGAGAAUUGCAGAGGCAACGCCAAGGCAAAAGCCGGCGAAUACGACGAAAAGGGAAGGACAGAAGAGCUGAAGCCGUUUGUCUGGUUGAAUGUCCCAAUAUUGCGUGAGUAUCUUGGUGCGGAAAUGUUUGUUCCUGGUCAAUCAUUUCGUUUCGAUCUUGAGCGUGCUCUUGACGAUUGGGUCUUCAUGUGUUUCUUUGUUGGCAACGACUUUUUACCUCAUCUUCCCAGCCUCGAUAUCCACGAAGAUGGUAUUGACAAACUCAUUGCCAUUUGGAGGGACAAUAUCCCCAUCAUGGGAGGCUACCUGACCUGUGAUGGAAACGUCGAUCUUGCACGUGCUCAAGUGAUUCUGCAAGGGCUUGCCAAACAAGAAGAUGCCAUAUUUAAACGCAGAAAAGAAGUCGAGGACAGAAGGGAACGCAACCAGCGUCGACGAGAUCGAGAAAACGAGGCCCGAGAGGCCGAACGCAAUCCUAAGCGACGUCGAAGUUCUCCAGACUAUACCAGAGGCGGUCGAGUCGACACCCGGGCCCCGACUGGACCAGUUGAGACCUUUGAAGCCGCCAACUUCCCCGUGCUCGACUACAAUUCGAUCGUGAACCGAGGUGCUGUGGACAGAGCUUUGGCCUCCAACAAGAGCGCAGCCGCUGCAUUGAAAGAGCAAAUGCUGGCCAAAAAAGCGGCAGAGACUCCCAGUAGGAACGGCAUCAAUGGCGCCGAUGAAAGCUCUAGUGCAGGCGAAGGUACUCCUCUGUCUGCGUUGGGGAAGCGGAAGGCUGCAUUGAUGGAGGAAGAGUCUGACAGUGGCACACCUGGUCGCAACACUCCGGUGGAAAAGCCCCGGAAUAACGCUGAUCCCAAUGAUCCUCCACCAGAUACGGUGCGACUGUGGGAAGAAGGUUAUGCUGACCGGUACUACGAGCAAAAGUUUCACGUUUCUCCUCAAGAUAUCGAAUUCCGCCAUAAGGUUGCUAGAUCUUACGUCGAAGGGUUGUGCUGGGUGCUCCUCUACUAUUUCCAAGGGUGCCCAUCAUGGACCUGGUACUAUCCGUAUCAUUAUGCUCCAUUUGCGGCGGACUUCGUUGACAUUGAUAAGAUGACUGUCAAUUUUGAGAAGGGAAAGCCGUUCAAGCCGUAUGAACAGCUGAUGGGGGUUUUGCCUGCUUCUUCCAACCAUGCCAUUCCGGAAGUCUUCCACCCCCUUAUGACGGACAAAGACUCCGACAUUAUCGACUUUUAUCCGGAAGAGUUUGAGCUCGAUCUAAAUGGUAAAAAACAGUCUUGGAAAGCCGUUGUCCUGUUGCCCUUCAUCGACGAACGGCGCCUUCUCGCAGCCAUGGCCACCAAAUACCCCUUGUUGACGGAUGACGAGCGAGCCAGGAACGAGCCAGGAAAGGACGCCCUGAUCGUAUCGGACCAAAAUCCUCUCUACGACGAAUUAGUGAUGCAUUUUUACUCGAAAAAGUCCAAGGAUGGUAAAACCACGGUCCAGCUGCCAAUGCGAAAAGGCCGUCUCUCCGGGACCGUGACAAAGAACGAAGACUUUCUGCCUCAUAUGGACUUGGUUGGGCCCGAAGAAGACAUCAGGCUGGAGCCCGUCGUCGAUGACGAUCGUUCUCUGAGUGUUCACUUCACGGCUCCGCCUCCUACACAUGUGCACAAAUCCAUGUUGUUCCCCGGAGUUGUGCUCCCUCCUCCAGUACUGGACAAAAGUGACCUGGCCAUUCUUAGGUCGAAAGCGAGGACGUCGGGUCGGGACUUUGGUGGCGCGCCCCUUUACGACAAUACUCGGCGUGAUCCUCAAGAUACGCACAAUCGAGGUGGACGUAUCAAUUACGCUGCCGAUCGGCCACCCUUGGACGCAGGACCUCUAAGCAACUCGAGAGAUAAUCCGUUUGCCGCUUUUCUCGAUCCCAGAUUUGCUCCCGGAAUGCCAGGGCCAGGUCGUGUGCCUCCACCUCCGCCUCCCCAAAGAUAUGGAGGCCAAAAUGGCUACGAUUGGAAUCAAGCACCCAGCAAUGGAUAUGGAGGAUACGGUGGCGGCCAUGCAGGCUACAACAAUUAUCAAAAUCAAAGACGGGGAGGUCAAGAUCAAGCUUAUCACGGAAAUUCCGGUCAGAACCAGUACUACGGUGGUAACGGAGAGUAUCGUCAGAAUGUUGGUCGAAGUGUGAGCGAUAGCUACUAUCAAGGCCAAGGUCGGGGUUAUGCCGCUAGGGACGAUCGUCGCGGAAAUUAUGGUGACGGAUACGACCAGGGGAGAUAUGGGCGACGAUAG